GUGGUUAUAUCACUAAAGAGUAAGAAUACGAAGCUGCUCUUCAUUGUAAGCAUCGAAAUCUCCUCCCUGAGAUCGCUCCUCGCUUCCUUCCUCGAUUUCAUCAAGCCGGCCCUCAUUUCCUCCUCGACCUCUCUCUCUCUCCUCCGACAGAUUUCGGUGUUUAGAUGGCAUCGCUGUCUUUGCCCUGUCCGAAGAUCUGUGCCUCCAGCCGUUUCGGAUCCAUCUCGGGGACUUCUUCCCGGAAACUCGACAGGAUCUCCUUUCCCAUUGUGUCUGAUCCCUCCCAGGCACAAUUCUUCAGCCAGAAGCAAUAUGCAUCAUGGAGUCUCCAUGCUACACUCGAUGAGGUGACUUCAAACUCUGCUCCGGCAGCCGAUGGUAAGGCGAAAACCGGAUCGUUGAAUGGAAAAGUCGAAGCUGUCGAGAACAAUGUUCAUGAUCCUUCUGUGCUCUCGGGUUUCAUGUCGCGGGUCUCAGACCUUGUCAAGCUUGUGGAUUCAAGAGACAUAGUGGAGCUUGAACUGAAGCAACUGGACUGCGAGAUCGUUAUAAGGAAGAAGGAAGCUCUUCAGCAGUCUGUGGCAGCAGCAGCACCAGCCCCCAUAUACUCAAUGCCGCCUCCAAUGGCUAUGCCUCUGGCUCAACCAGCCGCCCCACCAGCUGCUCCAAGCUCUAUUCCCUCGGCUCCUGCUGCCCCGGCUAAGGCAAAGCCAUCCCCUUCUCAUCCUCCCCUCAAAUCUCCUAUGGCCGGCACCUUCUACCGUUCUCCUGCUCCCGGUGAACCUCCUUUCGUUAAGGUUGGAGACAAGGUGCAGAAGGGUCAAGUUGUUUGCAUUAUUGAGGCUAUGAAACUGAUGAACGAAAUCGAGGCUGACCAAUCAGGAACUAUCGCCGAGAUACUUGCUGAAGAUGGAAAACCUGUCAGCCUCGACUCGCCGCUGCUUGCCAUCGUACCAUGAAAGACCGGUUCAGCUGAGCCGGUUCAGAUUGAACAUCCGGUCUGAACCGUAAUUCUUUUGGUUUAGUUUUUCUAUUUUCCUCUGCACUUUUAUAGUUUUUGUUUUCCCUCUCUCUUGUUUCGUGAGCAUCCUUAAUCUUUAAUUUCCGAGACGUUACAAGGUUUUCCAAAGGAACACAUAUAUAUAACCUUAAUCUUUGAGUUUA
Tarenaya hassleriana is the source of this 1164-nucleotide messenger RNA. RefSeq names its product biotin carboxyl carrier protein of acetyl-CoA carboxylase 2, chloroplastic. The record is from RefSeq and is a predicted model, not a curated record. Gene Ontology annotation, biological process: fatty acid biosynthetic process. Bases 165 to 959 code for a protein of 264 amino acids. Gene Ontology annotation, molecular function: acetyl-CoA carboxylase activity. Lineage: Eukaryota; Viridiplantae; Streptophyta; Magnoliopsida; Brassicales; Cleomaceae. The transcript has 7 exons. Gene Ontology annotation, cellular component: acetyl-CoA carboxylase complex.